GAAGGGAGAGGGAGAGAGAAAGAAACAUCGAUCUGCUGCUUCCUGUUCACAGUCCACUGAGGAUGGAGCCCACAACCCGGGCCUGUGGGUCAUGGGUCAACCAGGGAGCCACGCGGGCGGGGCGGGCAGCCUUCUUAACUGGAAGGUGCUCUUAGAGAACCGCCGUUACAGCCAUGGGGUCACAGCGGGGAAGGCCUGGGGCCCCUGCAAACCCCACAUGAACCCACAGGGCUCUGCCCUCCGGAGGGAUGAGCUGGAGGGUAAGGUGCACCGCUAAUCCUCGGAAUGGGGGUUAGGCCUCUGCAGAGAGCAGGCCCACCCGCCCCAGCCUACCCCUGGCACUGCGCCCCCUUUUCUCUCCUCCCUAGUGUUCUCAGCGACCCUGACUUCCUUCCUCUCUCGGCCUCCCCCGGGCCCGGGGUCAGUGCUGGGGGCCCUUCGCGUCCCGUUUCCCGUUAUCACCCCGCUGCCCCCUGUCCGUUCGACAGGCGGCCAUGGAGGUCCAGAGAAGGGGUGUGACCCGGGCCGGGGACCCCAGCUCAGACCCCCCGGGGAGAAGGGGGAGAUGCGGCGCCGCUGAUUGGCCCGCAGGUGUCCGAGCCAGCCAAUGGGCGCGGGGGCGUGGCGGGCGCGGCUCUGGCGGUUGCAGCCGGCGGUUCUGGUCCCGGCCCGGCCUCCGGGGUCCGCCUCCCCCUCUGCGGUCCGCCCGCCGCCAUGGGCCUGGAGCUCUACCUGGACCUGCUGUCGCAGCCCUGCCGCGCCGUCUACAUCUUCGCCAAGAAGAUCGGCGUCCCCUUCGAGCUGCGCAUCGUGGAGCUGCUCAAAGGUCAGCACUGCAGCCAGGAAUUCAUCCAGGUGAACCCCCUGCGGAAGGUGCCCGUCUUGAAGGAUGGGGACUUCACCCUGGCCGAGAGCGUGGCCAUCCUGCUGUAUCUCAGCCGGAAGUAUGAGGCCCCUGACCACUGGUACCCCCAGGACCUGCAGGCCUGCGCCCGUGUGGACGAGUACUUGGCAUGGCAGCACACGUCCCUGCGCAGAAGCUGCUCCAUGGUCCUGUGGCAGAAGAUGAUGCUCCCUCAGUUCCUUGGUGAACGGGUGCCCCCCGAGGCAUUGGCAGCUACUAUGGCCGAGCUGGAGAGGUGCCUGCAGCUGCUUGAGGACAAGUUCCUUAAGGACGAUGACUUCCUGGCAGGUCCCCGCAUCUCGGUGGCAGACUUGGUGGCCAUCACUGAGCUGAUGCAUCUCCCUCUCCCCACAGCCGGUCAGCGCGGGCUGCUCUGUCUUCCAAACCCGCCCCAAGCUGGCUGCCUGGCAGCAGCGUGUGGAGGAGGAGGUCGGGGCAGGCCUCUUCCAGGAGGCCCACGAGGUGGUCCUGAAGGCCAGGGACCUGCCGCCAGUGGACACCGCCAUGAAGGACCAGCUGAAGCCCCUGGUGGAGGUUUUGUUGUAGUGAGGAGGGGCGGGCCCGCCGCCGAGGAUGGAGGCUGUUGUCGAAAUAAAGAGAUGGCGUCGCCUCUCCCCUUGGCCUUAAGCAAGACACUCCGAAGUCUCUGUUCCCGAGGUCCCGCCACGCAUCAGCCCCACGUUCCUCCUUUUGUCCGUCUUCUUACUCCACUCCUGCCCCCUCCACUCCAACUUGCUCGAGACCUCUGGAAUAAGCUUUACUCACUAUUUUUUAAAGAUAUAUUUUUACUGAUUGCAGAGAGGAAGGGAGAGGGAGAAACAUCAACGAUGAGAACCAUGAAUGGGCUGCCUCCUGCAUGCCUCCCGCUGGGGAUCAAGCCGGCCACCCGGGCACGUGCCCUUGACCGGAAAUUGAAUCAUGAUCUCUUGGUUCAUAAAUCGACUCUCAACUAUUGAACAAGUGUGGCUCAGUUAUAUUUUCGAAACACGAUAGUACCUGGUUAGUCACGCCAACAGAUGUCCAUGU
Molecule: messenger RNA, 1930 nt
Organism: Pipistrellus kuhlii (Kuhl's pipistrelle)
Lineage: Eukaryota; Metazoa; Chordata; Mammalia; Chiroptera; Vespertilionidae
Product: glutathione S-transferase theta-3-like
Exons: 5
Coding region: 715-1860 (381 amino acids)
Biological process (GO): glutathione metabolic process
Cellular component (GO): cytoplasm
Molecular function (GO): glutathione transferase activity
Source: RefSeq, a predicted model, not a curated record